CCGGCCCCGGGAGGAACUUUCGUCCUUCCAGUCACACGCCGGUUAGGCAGUGGGGCCGGGACUUUUCACCACCGUAUCCAGAAGUUGAUUGCUGGAGCAGCUACUGCCGUUGGGCUGGUGCGCGUCGGGGGCUCCCGCUGAUCGGGUUCUUUCCCCCGCGCGUGGGACGGCGAUGAAGCUGAGCCGGCAGUUCACGAUAUUUGGCAGCGCGAUCUUCUGCGUGGUGAUCUUCUCGCUCUACCUGAUGCUGGAUCGGGGCCACUUGGACAACCCCAAGAACCACCGCCGGGAAGGCUCUUUCCCGCAGGGUCAGCUUUCAAUACUGCAAGAGAAAAUAGACCACUUGGAACGGUUGCUGGCAGAAAAUAAUGAAAUUAUUUCAAACAUAAGAGAUUCUGUGAUCAAUUUGAGUGAAUCUGUCAAAGAUGGACAACAUAGUCCAGAAGUGAUAAACUUCAAUCAAGGAAAUUUUUCAGAAGUAUUGCCUCUUGGCACUGCAUAUCUAUCAGUUGAGCCUGAAGAUUGUCAGUUUGCUUCAAAAAUUGGAAGCCAAGCAUCAGAUGUUCAAAUGCUGAAAGUCUAUGACAUCCUUCCUUUUGAUAAUCCAGAUGGUGGAGUUUGGAAACAAGGAUUUGAUAUAACUUAUGAUGAACAUGAGUGGGAUGGUGAACCUCUUCAAGUUUUUGUUGUGCCUCACUCACAUAACGACCCAGGUUGGCUGAAGACAUUUGAUGACUACUUCAGAGAUCAGACACAACACAUUCUCAAUAACAUGGUUAUUAAACUUCAAGAAGACAAAGGAAGGAAAUUUAUGUGGUCUGAAAUCUCUUAUUUUUCAAAGUGGUGGGAUGGAAUAGAUAGUCAGAAGAAGGAUGCUGUGAAAAGGUUAAUAGAAGAUGGCCAGUUUGAAAUAGUAACAGGAGGUUGGGUCAUGCCUGAUGAAGCUUCUGCCCAUUAUUUUGCUUUAAUUGACCAAUUGAUAGAAGGACAUCAGUGGCUAGAGAAAGCUCUAGGAGUAAAGCCAAAAUCUGGCUGGGCAAUUGAUCCAUUUGGACAUUCACCAACUAUGGCUUAUCUUCUGAAACGUGCUGGAUUUUCCAACAUGCUUAUACAGAGAGUUCAUUAUUCAGUUAAAAAACAUCUUGCAACCCAGAAGGCACUAGAAUUUUUUUGGAGACAGAAUUGGGAUUUGGGAUCUGAUACAGAUAUUCUCUGCCACAUGAUGCCUUUCUAUAGCUAUGAUGUUCCUCACACUUGUGGACCAGACCCUAAAAUCUGCUGCCAGUUUGAUUUUAAGCGACUUCCUGGAGGAAGAGUUAGUUGCCCCUGGAGAGUUCCUCCUGAAGCUAUUCAUGCAGGAAACAUUCAACACAGGGCAUGGAUGAUAUUAGAUCAGUACAGAAAGAAGUCAAAGCUUUUUCGUACCAAAAUUUUAUUGGCUCCUCUAGGAGAUGAUUUCCGCUAUACUGAAAGUUCAGAGUGGGAUCAGCAAUAUCAGAAUUAUCAGAAGCUGUUUGAUUAUAUGAAUUCUCAUCCUGAAUUCCAUGUCAAGGCUCAGUUUGGAACGUUAUCAGAUUAUUUUGAGGCGCUGCAAAAAGCUGGUAAAUUGGAUGAAAAGAGCAGUAAUUCAGUGUUCCCUGUUUUGAGUGGAGAUUUCUUCACCUAUGCAGACAGAGAUCAUCAUUACUGGAGUGGAUAUUUUACAUCGCGACCUUUCUACAAGCGCUUAGAUAGAAUUCUAGAAUCGUAUUUAAGGGCUGCAGAAAUUCUAUAUUCUUUGGCUGUGCUACAAUCCAAAAGGUUUGAGAAAACAAAAAUAUUUCCUUCUGUAGACUAUUACAGAUUGCUGACAGAGGCCAGAAGAAAUCUGGGACUUUUUCAGCAUCAUGAUGCCAUCACAGGAACUUCAAAAGAUUGGGUAGUGGUAGAUUAUGGUACAAGGCUUUUCCAUUCAUUAAUGAACUUGAAGGAGAUCAUCACUGAAUCUGCUCACAUUCUUAUUCUAAAGGACCAAGAAAUGUACAGCUACAACCCAGCAACACCAUUCUUUAAAAUGGAUGUUACUCAGUCUUCACAAGAGACUCUGCCCCAUAAGACUGUCAUACAGCUGGGAAAACAGCCAAGGUACCUUGUGAUUUAUAAUCCUGUAGAACAAGAACGCGCAUCAGUGGUUUCAGUCUAUGUGAAUACGCCUAGAGUUAAAGUACUCUCUCCAUCUGGAAGAGCAGUUGUGGUUCAACUUAGUGCAGUAUGGGAUGGAACAUCUAAAAUAUCACAUGAUGCAUACCAGAUCUCUUUCUUGGCUCAUCUACCUCCUUUGGGUUUUGGAGUUUAUGAGCUUCUAGAGGGACUGAAUACAGAAACUGCACUGGCUGAUUAUAAUCUAUAUCAUAAUGAUAAAGCUAAGUUAGUCAAGCCAUACAGAAUUUUUACUGUUAAAGAGGUACAGAAUGCUUUGGAUGAGAUCAUGUUAGAGAACUUUUACAUGAAAAUCUGGUUCUCUGGGAAUUCUGGACUUGUCGAGAAAGUAAAUACGAAAGAAGAUAAUAAAAAUUACAGGGUAAAGUUGGAGUUUGCUUGGUAUGGAACUACAAGUAACAGAGACAAAAGUGGAGCUUAUCUCUUCUUGCCAGAUGGAGAGGGCAAGCCUUAUAUUUUUUCUGAUCCACCUAUCAUUCGAGUGACACAUGGGAGAAUUUUUUCUGAAGUUACUACUUUUUUCAGUCAUGUGACUCACACUGUACGACUUUAUAAAGUUCAUGGGUUAGAAGGUCAGUCUCUUGAGAUAUCCAAUAUUGUGGACAUAAGAGGAGAAUACAAUCGUGAGAUUGCAAUGAGAAUUUCAUCUGAUGUAGAAAGCCAUAACAAAUUUUAUACUGACCUCAAUGGAUACCAGAUUCAGCCUAGACAGACAAUGAGCAAAUUGCCUCUUCAAGCAAAUUUUUAUCCAAUGACUGCAAUGGCUUAUAUACAAGAUAGCAAGAUUCGCAUGACCCUUCAUUCUGCUCAGUCUCUUGGAAUCGCAAGUUUAAAAAGUGGCCAGUUAGAGGUUAUCAUGGAUCGUCGACUUAUGCAGGAUGACAAUCGAGGUUUAGGUCAAGGUGUACAGGACAACAAAAUAACGGCUAAUCUAUUUCGACUUCUGUUGGAGAAAAGAAAGGAAGUAAAUAUGAAAGAAGAAACGUCACCUGUCAGCUAUCCUUCUAUACUUAGUCACGUAACAUCAUCUUUUAUAAAUCAUCCCGUGAUUCCAAUGAUUACUUCUGCAGGCGCUGUUAUCCCUUCACUUUUGAAUACCUUUUCUCCCUUAAUUUCAUCUAUGCCAUGUGAUAUGCAUGUAGUUAACCUGAGGACAAUACAGUCAAAGGCAGAUUCGGGACCAUCUGAUGAAGCUGCCUUGAUUCUUCACAGAAAGGGAUUUGAUUGUAGGUUCACAAGCACAGACUUAGGGCUCCUCUGUUCAACCACUCAGGGAAAGUUAAAGGUGCACAAACUCUUUAACAAAUUCCAUGUGGAAAGUCUAAUAUCUACAUCCCUGUCUUUGAUGCAUUCAUCUCCAGAUGCCCGAAACAUCAGUGAGAUUAGUAUGAGUCCUAUGGAAAUUAACACAUACAGAAUUCAGUUAAGAUGAAAAUUGGCUUUUGGACUUGGACACUAAAGGAGAAUCUACAACUCUGUGUCUUCUCAAAGAUCGAUGUGCAAUAAGAAGCACAUUUUUAUUCCAGCUUCUCGAUACUGUGACAAUACAUUCAUUUUAAAAUCUAUUUGAUCUUAAAUGCCAUAAAAGCCAUGAUGCAAACAGUUUUUCUUGUUCUCUAAUAAAAUGCCAACACCAGUAUACAUGAAUACAAGAACUGAGGGAGAAACAAAGGAUUUUAUCUCUCAUCAACAAAGUUAAUCUCAGGUUAAAUAUUAGUUUAUGACUUCUAAGUUCAUAAUUUGUAUCUGAAAGGGAGGUAACACUGAAUUUAAAUUGUUUUCUGAUCCCUAGCUGACUCUUAAAUACAUACAUUGUUGAAAUCGCAGUUUGAGAUUGAAUCUGAAAAUUCUCUGGCGAAGCUAUUGUCCAAAUACUUGUAAAGACUUCUAUAAAAUACUAUUUCAGCUUUCUGCAUUUAUCCCACUCUAUCUAAGCCUAGAGUGAAAUCCAAGAACCUUUGAGAAAUGUGGAAGAUUUUAAUUAUGUUAGACAACCAUCUUGAACUGCUGAACUUAAAAUUCUGGAAUUCUUCAUCUUUCUUGGAAAAUAUUUUAAAUCUGUUUUGUUACUUGACACAUUGGGAUACGUGCAAUUACUCCAAUAUACAGAAUAAGGAAGAUGGAAGUCUGAGUACAAGUUUUUUUACCGAAUACUUGGAUACUAAUGCUCUCUGAAAUGUGUUUUCUAUUUCAAUUUAACCUUAUCAAAAUAAAUGUGCCUUAUUUUUUUGUAUAAGUGUUGUUAUUUUUUAUGUGUCCAUACAGUGUUUUGUUUUUCAAGAAACAGGGCAAUUUGGGGGUUAGCAACUAAAAGAAUCUGUACCUUUUAUUUGACAGUAAUGGCCACAUUCUGAUCUCCUGCAGCAAAUGUGACCUAAUGGUGCUCUGAACACUAUGAAUGUACAAAAAUAAGCUUAUAAAACGAAUGAAUAAAAGACUAAAAGUAAUCAUUUGCUGGCAAAUAAACAGACAUUUGAAGGCUGGCAGAAACUUGCCAUGUGCAUUACAGCAUCAUGUGCCUCUCUUUAAAAUACUGUUGGACAAACUCAGUAUUCAUGGUUAUGUAGCCAAUUUGGUUUCUUUGCAUCAAGCAUUUUAUGUUAAAUUCGUGAAGACAUGCGGGUUGAAAAUUUUCACCUCUCUAAAUAAAGCUUUUGUUUGCAAAUUCAAUUAUUUAAGGCUGCAGUCAUAUAAAAUCAUUGAAAAGGUGAGCAAUCUGGUACCUUCUGGGUAUUUUAGACUUCAGCUGCUGUCAGUCCCAUUGAACAAAUCAAACAACAGGAGGUUGUGUGGAAGUUGUAGUCCAGAAUAUCUAAAAGGCAUCAGGUUGCUGCCUUUUGCUGUAUGAACUUUAAGUCCCUUUCAGCUUAAUGGACUUCAGUCAAGAGAUGUAUAAGUUUGCACAAUAAAUUGUAGUUCAGUGUGAUUCCAGUUUAUUUCAUUUUUUAAUGUUCCUUUAAGACAAUUAACUGGAGAAUUGCUUUUGGGUUCAUCUAUUUUGUGCUCUAUUCAACCGAUCUGUGUCUUUAUUUAUUAAACAAAUUUACCACAGUUCCAAUCUUUAAUAUAUUUAUCAUAUUCAAAUGUUGGCCCUCUAUUCAUUGUAUAGUUCCUCUACUUCAGUAAUAGGAUAGUGUCAUCUGUGUUAUUAAAAAGUGGGAGAGCAUAAGGAACUGAAAAUAAAUUUAUGCAAUAAGUGUACACUUUUGAAUACUUUCAUUUAACUGGAAUUUUAAGUGCAGAACUUUUCUGUAACUGCUACUUUAAUUUUAUAGUUUUCACAGAAUUAUAUGGCUUAUAGGUUGAUGAUAGCUCUCUACUCUACCCAAAAUUAUUCAACAUAUUAUACCAGUAGCACCAUAACCAUUUCAUCAGGGUUUACUUUUCACUUUUACUUUCAACAUUUUUUAAAUGUUAGUUUAUUUAUAGGCCACCCAAAGUUGUUUAGGAGCUGGACAGCCUAUAAAUUAAGUAAAAUAAAUGUUAAAUAGUAAAAUAAGCACUGAUGAAGUGAUUAUAGUGUUACUCGUAUAACCCUCUUCCCCAACCCAGUUCCCUCCAGAUACUUAAAAGUUGAAUUCCUAUAGUCCUCCUUAUAUGGAGGUCAUAAUCCAGCAUAUCUAGAAGGCAUUGGACUAGGAAGGAUUGUAGUUGUAUAGGAAUGGAACCCAUAUUUUGCAUAUACUGCCUGAAUCUUUCUCAGUGCCCUACAGAAAACAGAAUGACAGAAGAUUUGCUAAGUAUACUGAGAAAUACCUAGUAUUCUUUUAAAAUGUAAAAAAUACAACUCUACACUACCCCUGUAGUGUUUUUUUUUUUAUUAUGCUAGAAUGCUGCCCACACCAAAAUCUUGGCUGCCAAAACUUAAUGUUAAAAAAACCUGAAAAUUUGGCCAUCCCUUUUGGAGAACUUGGUUACAAAGGGGAUCUGCAGUCCUGCCCUAAACAUGCCUAAUAAUUAUUGAAUCGAAUGUGUCUUUCUAGUAAAGGAUUGUAGUCUUUGUUUUAUAACUUGAAAAGUCUUAAACUGUACAAUCAUGCCUAAAUUAUUAACAAUCUUUUGCUAUAGUUCAUAUUAUUAAUAUGGCUUUUUGAAAUAAUGGUAAUUGAUUGUAUACAUUCUGAAGUUUGUCAGAACAGUCCAACUUACAGUGAUUUAUUUCUCUAGGAAAUUGAUAACUUCUUAGUGUUUAGUGAUAUAAUUUCUAGUACCUAUACAGAUAGGAUCCAGAGUUCACCUCCCAAGAGCGAAAUUCUUUCAUAGAAGGCAUCUGAUCCAAAAGAAGGAACUUGCUAAUGAAUUGAGAGAUCAAUUUUGUUGAUUUCCCCUUGCAACCACUUUAAAUCUGUACCAGAAAGAUUGGGAGUCUUCAGAAUAGUUUGGGUGGAGUGACUGGGGGCUGAUAGGGAAGGGACUUGAUGAAAAUUGCUUCUCUGCAGAUGAAAGCAUUAUGAGCAAAAGUCUGUUCAAGGGAUGCUACUGCUGGUAAAUUCUGGAUCCUGUCUUGUAUGUUCUAAGAUAGUUUGUAUGCCAUAUAGUAAACAGUUAAAAUAUUGUAACUGCUGCUCUUAGGAAAGCUGAAACCAAAUUUCUUCUGCAGGAAUUCCAUGGAUAUUGAACAUUCCUUUAUGUUUUGAUUUCUUGGUGUCUUUUGAAACCAACUGAUUUAAUUUGAAGGUUUUCAUAUCUUUAUUUUCAUAGAAAGAUUUUCUUUUUAAUUUUUGCCAGGGGGAGUGUAAUCUGAUUGCCAAUAAAAAUUCUAUUAUGAUAA
Messenger RNA from Candoia aspera, 6970 nucleotides. RefSeq names its product mannosidase alpha class 2A member 1 (gene MAN2A1). The record is from RefSeq and is a predicted model, not a curated record. Lineage: Eukaryota; Metazoa; Chordata; Lepidosauria; Squamata; Candoiidae. Bases 173 to 3631 code for a protein of 1152 amino acids. Gene Ontology annotation, cellular component: Golgi membrane. Gene Ontology annotation, molecular function: alpha-mannosidase activity; carbohydrate binding. The transcript has 22 exons. Gene Ontology annotation, biological process: N-glycan processing; mannose metabolic process; protein deglycosylation.